Macaca mulatta (Rhesus monkey) is the source of this 2256-nucleotide messenger RNA. RefSeq names its product solute carrier family 30 member 3 (gene SLC30A3). Gene Ontology annotation, molecular function: zinc ion transmembrane transporter activity. The record is from RefSeq and is a predicted model, not a curated record. Lineage: Eukaryota; Metazoa; Chordata; Mammalia; Primates; Cercopithecidae. Gene Ontology annotation, cellular component: plasma membrane. Gene Ontology annotation, biological process: zinc ion transmembrane transport; response to zinc ion.
GCGGAGAUGAGGAGUUCUCCAGAACUCGGGUGGCGGGGCGCUCCCGCCGCCUUCACCGGGCUCUGGCGCGGGGAAAUGGGGCUUUGGCAGUGGGGCGGGGCUUAAGGGUGGGGAGAGGCUGGGGAGCCUGGAGGCGGGGCUUGGGGAGCUCGCCCCACGCGGGGCGGGGCUCCAGCGGCAGCGGGAUCUGCAGUUCGGACUCCGCGCGCCACAGUCGCUGCAGUUCGCUCCACUCUAGUGGCCCCGCCGCCCUGCGGGGAUCCUGGGGGUCGGCGGGCUGCUUGGACUUGGCGCGGGGCCGGCCCGGCCUAUCCCUCCCUCGGUGGGGCCUCGACGGUCGGGGCACCGGGAACAUGGAGCCCUCUCCCGCCGCCGGGGGCUCGGAGACCACUCGCCUGGUGAGCCACCUGGACCGCGGUGGCGCCGGCGGCAGCCUGCGUUUGAAGAGUCUCUUCACAGAGCCAUCAGAGCCCCUUCCUGAGGAGUCCAAACCUGUGGAGAUGCCCUUCCACCACUGCCACAGGGACCCCCUGCCGCCGCCGGGUCUCACCCCAGAGAGGCUGCAUGCACGGAAGCAGCUGUAUGCUGCCUGUGCCGUGUGCUUUGUCUUCAUGGCUGGGGAGGUGGUCGGCGGGUAUCUGGCACACAGCCUGGCCAUCAUGACCGACGCAGCCCACUUGCUGGCAGAUGUGGGCAGCAUGAUGGGCAGCCUCUUCUCCCUCUGGCUUUCCACCCGUCCAGCCACCCGCACCAUGACCUUUGGCUGGCACCGUUCAGAGACUCUGGGGGCUUUGGCCUCUGUGGUCUCCCUCUGGAUGGUCACUGGCAUCCUCCUGUACCUGGCCUUCGUCCGCCUGCUGCACAGCGACUACCACAUCGAGGGGGGUGCCAUGCUGCUGACCGCCAGCAUCGCAGUCUGUGCCAACCUGUUAAUGGCCUUUGUGCUGCACCAGGCUGGGCCCCCCCACAGCCACGGGUCUAGGGGAGCAGAGUAUGCACCGCUGGAGGAGGGUCCUGAAGAGCCCCUGCCCCUGGGGAACACCAGCGUCCGGGCAGCAUUUGUGCACGUGUUGGGGGACCUCCUGCAGAGCUUUGGGGUACUGGCUGCCUCCAUCCUCAUCUACUUCAAGCCUCAGUACAAGGCAGCCGACCCCAUCAGCACCUUCCUCUUCUCCAUCUGUGCCCUUGGAUCCACGGCUCCCACCCUCCGAGAUGUUCUUCGAAUCCUCAUGGAAGGUACCCCCCGCAAUGUGGGGUUCGAACCUGUGCGGGAUACGCUGUUGUCGGUGCCAGGAGUCCGGGCUACCCAUGAGCUGCACCUGUGGGCCCUUACGCUCACUUACCACGUUGCCUCUGCACACCUGGCCAUCGACUCCACUGCUGACCCUGAAGCUGUCCUGGCUGAAGCCUCAUCCCGGCUCUACUCCCGGUUUGGAUUCUCCAGCUGCACCCUGCAGGUCGAGCAGUACCAGCCGGAGAUGGCCCAGUGCCUGCGCUGCCAGGAGCCCCCACAAGCCUGAGCCAUGGCCCUGCCCUCACCCCACUGCCAGGCCGAGGCUCAGCCCCGGACUCUCAGCAUCUGCUGCCCUGAUCACAGAGACGGGACCGAGCCAAGUCCAUACCCCUUCCUCUCUCCCUCCUUCCACCUGCCAGUUUCCCCAGCCUCAGCCCCAGCCCCAGCCCCAGUGGGCAAGACCAAAGUGUGGCGGAGAGUGGGUUGGGAGUCAGGGGGAUAGAUGUGACUAGUUCAGGGGCAGGGACUCCCGGGCCUCAGUGUGGCAGGGUGUGUCGAAGGCCUGUGGUGCCCUCUCCACAUGGUCUGGAGAGCACGAACAUCCUUUCCCUGCCGUCCAUUUGUCUGUGUGGCAGGCCGGCCGGCUGGCUGGCUGGGGGCAUCUGCCUGUCUAUGUGCUGUUCGUGUGCCUAUGCCUGGGGGAGGUCAGUAGGGGCCCCCUCCCCACAUGGCCCUCGCUCUGUCUAUGCAGGGGCCCCAAGCCCGCACUUUGUCCGUGUGUCUUAGCCCUGUGGUUUUGUCUGUGUGUGUGUGUGUGUGUGUGUGUGUGUCUGUUCUUGGUGCUGUGGCCUGUGUGUCUCUGUGCCUAUGUGGCUGUGCUAUGGUCUCUGUGAGUCUGCUCCAUCCUUGUGUCUGUUUGGGGGUCUGUCUCUCCAUCCCUCUGUUGGUGCUGUGCCCUUGGCUAUCCCUGAAAGAGGGAGGACUCCGCUGCAGCUCCACCAAUAAACUCGUGUCUCACUGCA